AGAAGGAGGGGGUUGGCUUUAGUGUGAUUUGAAUGGGCGUGAGAGAGAGCGUGAGGGACUGAGCAAAUCAACCUGCCUCUUUUGACUGAACAACGGGAUGGAAGAGCUGAGCUCCUAGCCACACUGAUCAGAGAGGAGUUUUAUUUUGGGAGAGGGGAAGAAGGAAGCAGACAAGGGGAACCGAAGAGGGAGAAGAAGGAGAAAAGGCAUCAGAUUGGGGAUAGAUAGCAGAAAAAUGCUGUCAUGGGGAGAGGGGGGAGGGAGCCGACAGAAAGGAACAUAAUGAGACCAGGCAGGGUGGAGCGGAGCUGAAAUGUGGAGGUGUCCAGUGGAAGAGACCAAAGAGAAGCAAGAAGGUGCUGAGGGGUGUGAGCUGAUGGAUGACAGAUCAGAGAAGCCAACACACACGCGAAUCCUCUCCAACCCAGAGGACAGAGAGCUGGACCAAACCACAACUGGACCACACCACAACUGGACCACACCACGACUGGACCACACCACGACUGGACCACACCACGACUGGACCACACCACGACUGGACCACACUACGACUGGGGCACACCACGACUGGGGCACACCACGACUGAGGCACACCAGAAUAGUAGUCAUCUGCAAAGCCAAAGCUGGAGGACGUCCUAAAGGAACGUGGAAUGGGUGUACGUUUUCCAGAUCUAAAACAUAUCAUUGUAUCUUAUACAACAGUCAUCUAAUAGUCCUUUGCAUUUUGUUAUUGAAUGUGGAUGAAGAACACGUGUAGUACCUUUACUCAUCAGGCUUGACACAGUGAGGAGAGAUAGUUGGAGUCUGAGGCACCAUGCAGUCUGACGACCUUUUCCUACGCAAGUUUUGCCGGCAGAGGCCACGACCCCCUCUGACAACGGUCAACUUUGACUCUAAGCGAGAGGGUGGGGUAAGGGCGCGGGUGGUGACAGGGGAGUGGCCCCCGAGGAGGGAUGGAACAGAUGGGGAGAGUCUUACUACUCCGAGCUGUGUGGGUCUGAACCUGAGGUCAGUGGGCCGAGGACACAUCAUGCAGAGAAGCAACAGUGACGUGACGCUCGGAGACCUGGACUCCUCUGGUAAGGCGGGAGGGAAGGCAACACGGGCGGUGGGGGAGAAGGCAGGUGCCGGGGCCCAGGAGGACUCAGGGGUGGUGCUGCACAGGGAGUAUGGCAGCCUCUCCUCGCUGGAGAGACAGAUAGGUCUGUCAGGAACCCAGGAGCCGAGUGCAGAGGACCAAGGCAUUCUGAGCCCCAAUGCCCUCCGCUUCAAAGACCCCUUUCUGCUGCUGGGACUGCAGGGAACCCCCCCAGAGCCAGACGGCUUCUUCAGGGCUCUGUCCACCCCCGCAGGAGACACCCCAAAACCAGCCAAGCCCCCAAAGCCUGAGGGGCUGAGCAAGAAGGCCAAGCCCUCUCCUCCACAGAUCCCCCAACCAGGUCCUUAUGACAACCUGGGGGGAGGAGCCUGGGUCAGGAAUUUUGCCCACUAUGAUGUCCAGAGCAUUUUGUUUGACCUCACAGAGGCGGCCAGCAACCGAGACAGCAUCGGCCGCAAAAAAAACAUCACCUCAGGGGCAUCGGCUGCCUCGACGAUGCGUCCCCUCACCCAGGCCACGCCCUCCUCGCCCUCGCAGGGCGGGGGCGGUGUUGGGGGGGCUGUGGAGGACCCCUCCCUGGACGAGGGAGAUGGCAACGACAACGAGCUGCUGCUCAGCUGCCCCCACUUCCGUAAUGAGAUGGGGGGUGAGGAGCGGACGGGCCUGGGGCAUACGCAAGGCAGAGGGGGUCUGUGGCUGAGCCUGAGGAACCCCAACGAUGCUGUCUCAGUACUGGAGGAACCCAGAGAGAGCCACGUCCAACAGCAGGGCAAGAGCAACUACUUCAUAGAACACGCAGACCUGGGAGCCCAUUACUACCGCAAAUACUUCUACAUGAAAGAUCAUCAGAACUUCUUUGGUAUGGAUGACCGCCUUGGUCCAGUGGCCAUCAGCUUCCGUAGAGAGGAGAAGGAGGGGUCUAGUGGAGCUCAGUAUAACUACAGGAUCAUCUUCAGAACCACUGAGCUGAAGACUCUGCGAGGCUCCAUCCUGGAGGAGUCGGUGCCCUCAGCGGCCCGCCACACCACCCCCCGAGGCCUGUCUCCUAAAAGGCUCCUGGAGUUCAUCAUCCCGGAGCUCAACCUCCACUGCCUGCGUCUGGCCUCCACCUCACCCAAGGUCCGAGACACCCUGCUCAAGCUGGACGAACAAGGGCUGAACUUCCAGAGGAAGGUGGGGGUGAUGUACUGCCGUGCAGGCCAGAGCUCUGAGGAGGACAUGUAUAACAAUGAGAGCUCGGGGCCGGCCUUCGAGGAGUUCCUGGAUCUGCUGGGGGAGCGGGUGAAUCUGAAAGGCUGGGAGAAGUACCGAGCUCAGUUGGACACCAAGACGGACUCCACAGGGACCCAGUCCCUCUACACACACUACCAGGACUAUGAGGUGAUGUUCCAUGUGUCCACCAUGCUGCCCUACACGGCCAACAACACACAACAGUUGCUGAGAAAGAGGCACAUUGGGAAUGACAUAGUGACCAUAGUGUUCCAGGAGCCAGGGGCUCUGCCCUUCACUCCUAAGGCCAUCCGCUCCCAUUUCCAACAUGUCUUCAUCAUCGUCCAGGUGGAACAGUCAUGCUCUGACCAUACCUACUACAGGGUGGCGGUGACACGCUCCAAAGACAUCCCGUUAUUUGGGCCUCUGUUCCCCAAGGGUGCUCGAUUCCCCCGUUCCCCUGCCUUUAGAGACUUCCUGCUGGCCAAGGCGGUGAAUGCUGAGAACGCUGCAGAGAAGGCGGAGAAGUUCCGCUCUAUGGCCACCCGGACACGACAGGAGUACCUGAAGGACCUGGCAGAAAACUACGUGACCACCACGCCAAUCGACUCCUCCACCAAGUUCCCCCUGCUGUCCCUGGGGAGCAAACGCAAAGACAAACUGAAGGGGGCCAAGGGGGCAGAGCUGCACAGUGCUGGGGCGUUGGUCUGGGCUGUGAUGGCCACCAGUGAGAAUGAGGGGGAGACAGGAGGACACAAGCUACCCUGUCUACUGGGGGUUUCAGCUGAAUCAGUGGUGCUGAUCGAGAGAUACACACGGAGGGUGGUGUUCAACUGCUGCUGCCGCGAUGUGAUUGGCUGGAAGGCGGUGAUAGACAGCAGGGCCAUAGGCGGGCCUUGCCUGGAUAUCUUCUAUGAGAGGGGGGAGGCUGUGUCAAUCAGUGUGAUGGACAGCCAGGCGGAGGAGAUACGGGAGAUGGUGCAGAGACUGGAGUUGGUGACACGGGGGUGCGAGGCACGGGAGGUGACCCCCCUGCGUGACGGGGUGGGCCAGCCAGGCUUCCUGAUGAGCGAGGAGGGCUUUGUGACGGAUCUGCAGCGGUUCGGCUAUGCGGAGAGCGGGGGUCUGCAGCUGGGGGCGCGGGUGGUGCGUCUGUGUGGCCAUGCCCUGGUGCACCUAGGACCAGAGGAGAGAACCAGACUCCUCCGCACCGCCCACAAGAUCCACAUCACCGUCAUCCCUCCAGAUGAGAACGGCAAGCCCCGCAGGAGUUUCUCAGAGUUAUACCAGAAAGCCAUCCAGGAUGCAGAGCGUAAGCCUGGGGAGGGCCAGUCUGGAGAGGCCUGGGUGCUGGACGAGAGGGAGGAGGAGGAAGAGGAGAUGGAGGAAGAGGAGCGGGAACAGGGAGAGGGGAAGGAGGCGGAGACGAUGGAGGGAACAGCAGAGGGAGGAGAGGCUGAGGACAGGCUGUCAGAGACUGGACAGGGUGAGGAGGACCAGGGGGACCAGGGCUCCCUCCUCUCCCCACCCAGCCUGCCUCUGUUACGGGCCACCUCCCUGCAGGACCACCCACUCAACCAGAUCGUGGAGAUCACCCCCUCCCAGCUAACACGCAGCUACUCCUUAGAGAGGCACCCGUCCUGCCGAGACAUAUGUGACAGGCAUUUGUAUGACAACGUGGGUGUGAAGUUGAAACAUCACAUCUAUGAGAACCCAGAGGAGCUGAGAGACACCACGCCUGACCUCAUCCUGGCUGUCAAACCCAAGAUGCCCCUGGACGAGGAACAGUUUGUGGGGGCUGAGUUGGGUGAGGAGAGGCCAUCAGCGAGUGACUCCUCCCUGUCCUCCACCCGGUUGUCAUGUCUGAACAGAGCGGAGAGAAACUCCCGAGCCCUGAGCCUACACAACUCCAUCACCAAGAUCCUGUCGGAGACCACAGAUUCCUCAGAGGAGGAGUGGCAGUCUAUAGCUGAUCUAGCCACGGCAUGCCGCAGCAUCCUAGAAGCCUUGUCACGUGAAGCAGGAGAUGGGACCCAAGGAGCAGACUCCCUGACAGAUGGCAAGCUAAAGGACAUGAAGGACAGUGACUCACCGGGCCACCUGGAGGAGAAGGUGUCCCAGCUGGAGGACAUGCUGAAGAGGCUGCAGGACGACUUGCAAAAGGGUGAACAGAGGAGAUGAGAAGAUUGGCUGGAGGGACUUACGGCAACCAUGCUCACUCUCUCAACACUAAGUGACCAAUGGCAGUAGAGGCAAGUACAGCAUGAGAUUUUUCCUCUGUUGUUGCGUUGAAAACAAAAUAACAAUUGGAAAUGGAACUACUAAAAAACAGACCUGAGUUCAUUAACCCAAUAACCUAAAACGACCUGUGGGGUCCUUCAUGGAUGUGAAAGAUGUAAGCAAAGUUCCUCCUCGCAACCCUGAAGGUCUGACAGGCUGUCAGUCAUCCCUGUGUGCAGCCUCAGGACCUCAGCACAAUUUCUCCAUUCACAGGCUCUUCUCUGGGAAACAUGGGGACUUGGGGAUGGAUGACCUUUGAAGCCUUCAGAACUACUGAAUGACUAGCUGCUCUUGUAGUGUUGGUUACACAAUGUAGAGCAUCUGGGGAGGAAAGGAAGACUGAAGCAAAUUGGAGAAAGGGUGAGAAAGAGUAAAAGAAGGAGAGAGAAAUGAAGAGGGUUUGGAAGCCUCCCAAGCAUCCUUAAACACAUUUGGGUGAGACAUGAUUGCUUUGUUACAGUAACGAGGGUGUUUAAUCUCUGAGGUCAAAUGAAACCCUAUGGUAUGCAGUGUGCUAUAUCCCCUCCAACGUAGUCCUUUUCACCACUCAAAUAUCAAAGAGACGCCACACUGCCAGUGUUUAAAACUGCCAUCCAACUAAGUGAAUGACAUUCUAAGGAUUUUAGUGCAAAUGCUAUUCGCUCAACUUCUUGAAACAUGUGAGACAUGAAGCACACAUAAGAUUCAAACUCUGCAGAUAUUAUGGUCACAAUCCUGGGCUAUAACUCCAACAUAACCAAAGUCUUACCCUCUGUUUUCGUAACUCCCUCCUCUUCCUCUGAACACUCACCAUUAACACAGUGUUAUCAUCAAUCUAGACAACACACAGAUAUUAACAGUCAGAGACAAUUAACAAAGAAGGAAGACGACCUAACAGGGACAUGCCACAUCAGAUGAUCCAUUUUAUCUGUUGUUUACCUUCUGCCCUGGUAGAGUGAGUGAGCAUGGUUGGUUAUGGGCUUUCCCGGUCCCAUAGUAUGUCCAGCAGAGACAAGUAGGAAUUAGCUAAGACCGUGGGAAUUGUGUUACCUCAGAGUAGCUGGUUAGGUUCCAUUCAGAAGUGUGAUGUGAAACAUGGACUACUAUUGGUUAGUCUUUGGUUUCUGUCUGACUGCCAAGACGGGAGGGUUGACGGUACUGAAGCUAGUGUAGUAUGGCCCAGUGAACAAUCACCUGAUGUGGUGAUGAUCAUUGGUUACUUUGCUUUCUGUUGGACUCUCAACUUUACAUGUAUUAAUUUUCCAAUUCUGAAGCUGAGUACUUGUUAUUUCAGGUGUAUUGAUUUGCUCCAGGGCACAGUUGCACUAUGGUCCACUAGGGAGUUGAACCAGCAAAGCCAUACAGUACUGCUGCUAUCAAAGAGAAUUCCUAUUGACCCAGAUUGAUGAUAACUGGUCUCAUCUAUCAUGAAUUGUUAUUGUCAACUAUCCGUAACCCGUCCCCUCCUCAUGCCACGACUCACUGACAUCACACCAGACAGACAGACAGACAGACAGACAGACGAGACAGACAGAGAGAAAGACAGAGAGAAAGACAGACAGACAGACAGACAGACAGACAGACAGACAAAGAGACAGCCAGACCAGACGAGACAGAUAGACAGACAGACAAACAGACAGACAGAGAGACAGAGAGACCAGAGAGACAGCCAGACGAGCCAGACAGAUAGACACAGACAGAUAGACAGACAGACAGGAGUCAGUCUGGAUAGAACCCUCUCUGUGUAGAUAGUAAAACAAAUCAACACCAUUACAUAAGGCAAAGGUGCAGGGAGGCAAUAUAAUUAAGCAAUAAGGCACGAGGGGGUGUUGUAAAUGGCCAAUAUACCACGGCAUAGGGCUGUUCUUAUGCAUGACGCAGUGCCUGGCCAUAAACCACAAAUCCCUGAGGUGCCUUAUUGCUAUUAUAAACUGUUUACCAACGUAAUUAGAGCAGUAAAAAGACAUGUUUUGUCAUACCCGUGUCAGUUAAAGGUUUAGUGUUAAAACAAUAAUGCUGUUGGUAACACUGGUUGUGCUGGUAGUGGCCCCUGUCUGUUUGUCUACCCUAAGCCUCCGAUUUCCUGUCUCUGUCACAACUCUUGAUACAGUUUGUGACAUAGCAAACAGGAAGCAUUUACUAUGGCAAAUCACCGCUCUAAAAAUUGCAAUAGCUGAUUUCAAACUGAAUUCCAAGUAGUGAGAGAUUAGGGUGACCCCUGCUGUUUGGUUGAUGAGGAAUGCAAGACAUUUUGGAGCUUGGGUCUUUAUGGAAAUCUCACUUGUAUAACAAUCAGCUACAUUGGAAAUAAAAUGUUAUGGCAAUUCCUCUGCUCUCGUUUAAUGAGAGAUUGAUUUAUUAAUUGGUUGUUUGGUCUGGAACAAGUGGUUGCCAUAGUAAAUCCCAUCUAAACAUUUCCUCCAUACUCCACUUCUCCCCUAUGGAGUGCUUUUAUAGAAGGAAAUUGGUUUGUAUUUGCGUGUGUGAGUGCGUGCGUGUAUCUGGUGUGUGUGUGUGUGUGUGUGUACUUCUCUAGUACCCUGCCUUGCUUGCACUGCUACCACAAGGCAUGUAUGUGUAUGUUUGUGAACCUGUCUGUUUGCGCGUGCCUGCUGUCCAGCCCAGUCCAAGCCAGCCCUCACCCACCUCCACCCACACCCAGAUCCCUCUCACCCCUCCAUCCAUCCCAGCCAUGGUGGUCUGACAGACGGGUGUUGUUGUGUGCCGCUCCCUGGCAGGAGAAGGAGGACAAGGCGGUGCUGCAGGCCGAGGUGCAGAGCCUCAGGCAGAAUAACCAGCGGCUGCAGGAGGAAUCCCAGAGCACCGUGGCCC
Salvelinus fontinalis (brook trout) is the source of this 7399-nucleotide messenger RNA. Its product is annotated as signal-induced proliferation-associated protein 1-like. The coding region runs from base 815 to 4489 and encodes 1224 amino acids. The transcript is spliced from 16 exons. Gene Ontology annotation, molecular function: GTPase activator activity; protein binding. Gene Ontology annotation, biological process: activation of GTPase activity; establishment of epithelial cell polarity; epithelial cell morphogenesis. Gene Ontology annotation, cellular component: plasma membrane; Golgi apparatus; cytoplasm. The record is from RefSeq and is a predicted model, not a curated record. Lineage: Eukaryota; Metazoa; Chordata; Actinopteri; Salmoniformes; Salmonidae.